Morchella importuna is the source of this 1242-nucleotide messenger RNA. RefSeq lists its product as uncharacterized. The record is from RefSeq and is a predicted model, not a curated record. The transcript has a single exon. The coding region runs from base 1 to 1242 and encodes 413 amino acids. NCBI's taxonomy places the organism in Eukaryota, Fungi, Ascomycota, Pezizomycetes, Pezizales, Morchellaceae.
AUGAAUUCCAUAAUCCUCAGAGCCGUUUAUAGGUCCAGGGGAGGUUUAAUUCUCCCUCUGAAAUCGACCUUCGCUCUUCACAAAACACAAUACCAGACAAUCGUCACGCCCAAACCAGUGCGACAGCUUAUUAUACUCGGCCAGACGCACCGCACGAGGAACUUCACCACCACCCCGCCACUAUCCAAGAAGAAAGGCGGCUCCAAAGGCCCUAAACCCGUCAAAGCACCCUCCAAGAAAGACAACAAGGGUCUCCAAAAUGGCGCCGCCGCAUACCGAAGAGGGGGCGCAAAAGACUUCACUGCAGACUGGAAUAAAGGCGAAUCUCCCGACGCUUCCAUGUGGUGCCGGCGCAUGGACAUGAUCACGGCCAGGACAAUGACGCGGGACUACGGGCAGCUCGAGAAAGCGGUCUAUGAAUGGACAGGGCUGCUGGAGGAGGGGAUACAGGCCGGGGUCCCGGCUACGUAUAUUGACGCCACGGUGAGGCGGAACCGACAUAGCUCGCCGGGGCUGAGGGAGUGGGUGACGGACCCGACCGAUGAUGUGGGGUUAUGGCCGAGUGGCUUUCCGUUGGAAGAAAGUGAUGAAGUCGAUAUUGAAAAAAGACGGAGAGAGUGGGACGCCAUAUCUACAAGCCGUGAGGAGGAGAAGAAGGAGGAGGUCGAGGAGGAAGGUGAGGAUUCACUUGACGAGAAGGAGUAUGAGAAGUUUAGACGGGAGACGAUUGGGCCUAAGUACGACACGAUGACUGAGGAGGAGAGGGAUAAGGCGAUGGAAGAUAUAAUGUGGGAGGAGCUCGGUAUGGGCCGACAGGUGGUUGGGCCCGAGUGGGAUACGAUGAGCAAAGAAGAGAGAGUUGCAGCAUUUCAAAAGUUGGAAGACUCUAGUGGGAGGGCUAUGUUUGGGCCCGAGUGGGAUACAAUGAGUGAGGAGGAGAAAGAUAAGAUGAUGUUCCAAUAUAUGGGUUUGGAGGAAGGGACAGAAAACGAUGGGGAUUCAACAGAACCAAAUUCCUAUGAAGAAGAAGAUGAUGAUUACGAUGAACUGGAUGAGUUUGAUCCCGAAGCGGAGGAAGUCGAUCUUGAAGAUGAUGAAGAUCUCGAGGCAGAGCUCGGGGGUGAGCGUGAUGAUUGGGAAUCUGAAGAGUUUGAGAACUCUAAAAAGGAGGAGUUGGAGCGUUCGGGAGAAAAGUCGGAACUUGAUGAGGUCGAGAAAAGACCCCAGAGACAAAAGUCCUAG